This is a messenger RNA of Penicillium manginii, 939 nucleotides long. RefSeq lists its product as uncharacterized. The transcript has 3 exons. The record is from RefSeq and is a predicted model, not a curated record. Bases 1 to 939 code for a protein of 312 amino acids. Lineage: Eukaryota; Fungi; Ascomycota; Eurotiomycetes; Eurotiales; Aspergillaceae.
AUGGCACGACGUUUGAGCGACGCCACCUUCCAGAGCGUCUGUAACUUAUGCACGGGAGUUGUUGGCCGGGCCCUUGGAAUCUCUGGUGAGAAUGAUGGGAACGAACAGGCCAAUCCCAGAGGCUUUAGGGAGGCCGUAUAUGACGGUUUACUCGCCCAGCAUCAGACUUCGAAUCAGCCCGAAAUCGUGCUUGCCAAUAUCGACGAGGGAGUCGAAGAGGCACCGAAUAAUCCGCAUUGGGACCGGACCGAGGAGUAUCUUUUUAAAUACGGACGCCUGCAAGCACAUGGAGAGAGGGUGAGACAGUGGAUAGAAAGCCCUGAAUCGCCGGGCUGCUACAUCAACCCAUCCACCUUGAGUAUUGAAGAUUUUGAGGCAAACAAUUGCUAUUUGCUAGCACCCAGGCUUCAUGCUGUGGACGAAGACUUUGCGGACCAGAUAUCAGAUCUCGGUUUUGAGCUGGGACGGACUCAUUGGUCAUUCCAAAUCCGAGCACCGGACUUUGCUUGGCUGGGAGAUACUGGACCGGGUGUCAUUAUCAUGAAAUCUGUGGACAGAGCGAGUCAAGAUGCUUAUCCGAUUUCUGAGAUAGCCAGGGCCCUUUAUAUGCGCGACUUCGAUAUCGACACUCUGCAACAUGUUUUCUUUCAGAACGUUCAAAACGUAGAAACAGUGCCCUUUGUCAGGAGGGCGCUGUAUACUGAGGAGAACAACCUCUCUUGGCCUAGGAAGGCGCCACAGACUUGGGCAUAUGGCACGCCAGAGUACGAUGGCUUUUUGGGUUCUCGAAUUGGGAAAAUCGUCGGAUACUUGGUCUUGGGUGCGUAUCCUCGUGGGACUCGACGUAUUAUCCAGAUCGUUACCUGGGCAGCUGACCCUGAAAACCACAACAGAAGGAUUCAGAUACGGUUUGAUAUUGAUUUUGUUCCAACGGCAUAG